This is a messenger RNA of Penicillium coprophilum, 306 nucleotides long. RefSeq lists its product as uncharacterized. Lineage: Eukaryota; Fungi; Ascomycota; Eurotiomycetes; Eurotiales; Aspergillaceae. The transcript has a single exon. The record is from RefSeq and is a predicted model, not a curated record. Bases 1 to 306 code for a protein of 101 amino acids.
AUGGAGGAAGACCAUCCGGCGAUCACAUCGCUGCAUCGAGCCACGUACGGCAUGAUCCUCUUUGCCAUCCCACAUAAAGGAUUGGUGAUGGACGAUAUCCAGCAGAUGCUAGCCGGGGAUCACAGCCAUCCACGAGAGCAGUUGCUGAAGCAGAUCUCUAGUAAAUCGGACCUACUGAUGCACCAGCUGGCGGAUUUCAAAAAUUUGAUCAGAGAUCGAGAGGUGGUUAAUUUCUACGAGACGGAGCAGACGAGGCAGUUCUGGCCCCCUAGCCCGAAGAGUCUCAAGUGGAUAAGAAGGUACUAG